AUGCCUAGUAGUGCUCCAGAUUUGACCGUCAUGGCGUACGGUGCACUUGCUAGCCUCAAGGCCGCCGCUGCUGCCAAGGACAAGACAAAACCCAAGCUGUUCAGUCAUCCCAAGGUUGACAUCAUUGAUAUCCGCCGUGUCGAGGUCGAGACAAACCUCAAGGCCGACAUUGUCUCCCAGUUCUGUCCAAAGGAAGGGCCCAGAAAGCUUCCCACACUGCUCUUGGUUGCAGUUAUUACGUAUUUGGAGGAGUACUACCUGACCAACGAUGAGAUUCAAGUGCUCGAGUCGUCGGCCAAAGAGAUUGCCGGCAGCAUUCCUUCAGGGUCUAUGGUUAUCGAACUCGGCAGUGGAAACCUUCGAAAAGUGAAUCUGCUUCUGCAAGCUUUCGAGGACGCCGGCAAGAGCAUUGACUACUACGCUUUGGAUCUCUCCAAGCAAGAGCUCGAGCGUACCCUUGCCCAGCUUCCCGCAUAUCAGCAUGUCCGAGCUCAUGGUCUGUUUGGGACGUACGACGAUGGGCGGGAGUGGCUCAAGGACCCAUCCAAUAUUUCAAGAAGGAAGUGCAUAAUGAGUCUUGGGUCAAGCAUUGGAAAUUUCGAGCGAAGUGCGGCCGCCUCGUUUCUCAAGUCGUUCUCCGAUGUCCUCAGCCAUGGUGACACCAUGCUGAUUGGGCUGGAUGCUUGCAACGACCCGGCCAAAGUCUAUUUUGUGGGAUCACACACAGACAAGGAGGGCAUCACCCAUGAGUUCAUUCUGAAUGGUCUUCGCCAUGCCAACAGGGUCCUUGGACAGGCUGCCUUCCACGAAAGGGACUGGAGGGUGAUUGGUGAAUAUGUCCAUGACGCCGAGGGAGGGCGCCAUCAAGCCUUCUACUCACCGGUACGUGACACGACCGUUUUUGGCCAAGUCAUCCGGCCCCACGAGCGAGUCCAGGUCGAGGAGAGCCUGAAGUGGUCUCCGGAGGAGACACGGAAGAUGUGGGACCUGGCCGGUAUGACCGAGAUGGGGAAGUGGAUGCACGGCACAGAAUAUGGCCUUCAUCUACUCACCAAGUCAAAGUUGUCAUUCAGCCUGAUUCCUUCCGUCUACGCCCGCAGCGCCCUUCCCACCAUAUCAGACUGGGAGGCGGUUUGGGCGGCAUGGGAUGUUGUCACACGUGAGAUGCUGCCGCACGAGGAGCUGCUCGAGAAGCCCAUCAAGCUCCGCAACGCCUGCAUCUUCUACCUCGGCCACAUCCCCACCUUCCUCGACAUCCAGCUGAGCAAGACGACCAAGGAGCCGCUGACGGAACCGGAAACGUACUCGCUGAUUUUUGAGAGAGGGAUCGACCCUGAUGUCGACAACCCCGAGUUGUGCCAUGCCCACUCGGAAAUACCUGACGAAUGGCCCUCGGUGGAGGACGUCCUGGCCUAUCAAAACCGGGUGCGAGCUCGCGUACAGAGCAUGUAUGCAAGCGGUGCCGAAAGCAUCCCGCGGCAUGUGGGUCGGGCGGUUUGGGUGGGCUUCGAGCAUGAGCUCAUGCACCUGGAGACGCUGCUGUACAUGAUGCUGCAGAGCGACAGGACGCUGCCGCCGUCGCACGUGCCGGCGCCGGACUGGGAGAAGCUGGCGGCCAGGGCGAGGGGGGAGGGGGUGGUGAAUGAAUGGUUUGAUAUUCCGGAGCAGGAGAUCACCAUCGGGUUGGAUGAUCCAGAGGACGGGACGGACAUUGAUAAUGUGUAUGGCUGGGACAACGAAAAGCCUGUCCGCCGGGUAAAAGUCCACUCCUUCCAAGCCCAAGGCCGCCCCAUCACCAACGAAGAAUACGCCCAAUACCUCUACAACACCUCGAGCAACAAACUCCCCGCCUCAUGGGUGGAAAUCCCCCCAUCCAACCACACCAACGGAACCACCUCCCCCCUCCCAGAAUCCUUCCUCCACAACAAAGCAGUCCGCACCGUCUACGGCCCCGUCCCCCUCUCCCUCGCCCUCGACUGGCCAGUCUUUGCGUCAUACGACGAACUCUCCUCCUGCGCCACCUACAUGGGCGGACGCAUCCCCACCUUUUUCGAAACCCGCAGCAUCUAUCAAUACGCAGAAGAGCUCAAGAAGAAGAAGGACGUGGAAAACCAACUCGGAAAGACAGUCCCCGCCGUGAAUGGUCACCUCUGCAACAACGGGGUGGAGAUUUCUCCCCCUGCUACCCCCACUACGACGACUGCUCCUUCUGAUGCUGGUGGGGAGGUUGAUUUGUUUAUUGACCUUUCAGACGCAAAUGUCGGCUUGCACAACUGGCAUCCUGUACCCGUGACGGGGAAGGGGAAUAAACUGGCUGGGCAGGCGGAGAUGGGCGGUGUGUGGGAGUGGACUAGUUCUGUGCUGGAGGAGUGGGAGGGGUUUGAGGCGAUGGGGUUGUAUCCAGGGUAUACGGCUGAUUUUUUUGACGGGAAGCAUAAUGUUGUUCUUGGGGGGAGCUGGGCAACGCACCCGAGGAUUGCGGGGAGGAGGAGUUUUGUCAAUUGGUACCAGAGAAACUACCCUUAUGCUUGGGUAGGGGCGAGGUUGGUGAGGGAUAUCUAAGUCUGGAUGCUCUCUCAGUUUCAGACUUGUGAUAUCUCUUCUGUCUCACCCUUUCCAGCAUUCUAUGGUCGGGGGAUUCUUUUCUCAUCUAUUUAUCGACGUCACUCUUUCUUCUUACGGUUGUCGGAAAACCCAAAAGAGAAACGAGAAUUUGGAAAAGCGCGGUCGUUUUUCACACACAUACAAAAGCCAGAAAACACGAGGCACUUUUUUCAUGUUGUGAUGCCGCCUCCGGGGGCUGUUUAAUAGUAUUUUUAUUUUAUUACUAUAGCUCUCUCUUUUAAGGAAUGGUAUUGGGUUUCUGGUAUGGGGUUUUGGAUCAUCAGAUCGUUUCAGGUACUUAGGUAGUCGAGUUGUCUUGCUGUAGGACAUUAUGAUUGAGUUCUCUCUCUGUUCUAACUGCGUCUCCUAAUAAUGGCGAAGCAGUGGGAUGGGACCGACCCUCAAAGUGCGAGAGAAGAGCCGUCUUCCUUCACAAUAUCGUUUAAACAUCAUAUAUUUGGAUUUGACGCUCUGCCUCAAAUGUCAUCCACCCUUACCCAUCAACCUUGCUUCUACCGAAUAGAAAAAAAAGAAGAAAAAAUUGUUUGAUA
This is a messenger RNA of Podospora pseudopauciseta, 3155 nucleotides long. RefSeq names its product Ergothioneine biosynthesis protein 1 (gene EGT1). NCBI's taxonomy places the organism in Eukaryota, Fungi, Ascomycota, Sordariomycetes, Sordariales, Podosporaceae. The coding region runs from base 1 to 2562 and encodes 853 amino acids. The record is from RefSeq and is a predicted model, not a curated record. The transcript is spliced from 10 exons.